AUGGCCUCUUACUUCAGAGCGCGCCCUCUCCUCACAACUAGCGCGGCCCUCUUCCUUGGGGGUGUAGUCAUCGCCUACCGUGACUAUCGCGCAUAUAUAGCCCUUGGCCCUCACGGCCUCCCCGAUACUUUCUCGGGUUGGUAUACACAGCUCCGCAUGUCUCUUAAGUCACGGAAGGACACCACAAUCCCAGCCCCAUACGAUCUGGAGACUGUCGCAGGCCCGCAUGAUAGGGAGAGCUUCCUGCCCAAGACGGCCGCGGGCGGGCUGAGCUGGCGCCCCGGAAACAAAGCGCCCCAGAUCCCUGGUUUUGUCGCGCCCCAGAGGCAGAUCAGCGAUAUCGCGAGUACCGAGAUGAAGAAGGCCAUGUUUGUGUACCUAGACGCGCUUGUUGCCGCGAAUGACAAGGCCUUGCAGACACAAACGAGUGUCUUGGAGGGCCCAGUCCCAGCAAUGGGGUUAAGUGCGGAAGUGAAAGAGCGUGACCGGCCGGAAGUCCUACGGAGCACCAGAGGUGAAAUGUGUCACAUCCACCCGCCGGAUGGGAGUACGCACUUGGUCAUGAGCCUAAAAGACCAGAAGAGGAUAAUUGAGCUGGGCUGGGGCAGACGCCACAGGCUGAGCGGUGGCGGAAGGCUCCCAUGGAAUUAUACAUUUAUAUAUGCGCCGCGCAAUGAUGAAGAGCUGGCAGUAUGGAAAACCAUUGUCCAAGCUGGUGCAACCUUUUGUUGUGCCAGCUUUGCUCGGAUCCAGGCUGCUGGAGUGGAUGGCCACGGCGACAGCGACAGCGAUCACGGCCCAGAGUGCGCUUCCGAACCGCGCCCGGCCCUGCCCCGAGACGGAACUAUUGCGCCCACCCAGUACGGCGAGGCCGCCAUAGGGUGGAUUGGUGGACGAUAUCUCGAGCAGAAGAAGCAAUCAAUCCGCAAGAUCAGGAGCCUGUCCGACGCCAUGGCUGCCCCCGCCCCGCCCGAGGACCAGGUCCGCCUGCUCAGCGAUGCCCUCGAGGCAGUGCGCCAUCAGACCGGCCUGAUGCGCAAGUGCUUGGACAUGCCUGGCAAGCUCAUGGACGCCCUCAAGUGCUGGUACGUCGCGUCACAAGCCCUCUCCCCUUCCGCAUACUCUCCCGCCGCCGGGUCGCUAUCUUCCACCCUCGUCUCCGAGCUGCGAACAUCCAGUCUCGGCCCCAAGCAGUACUACGAGCUCUACAUGGCCGUCUUCGAUGCCCUCCGUUACCUCUCCGUCCAUCUCCGGGAAAACCACCCCGUGAACCACCUCGCCGAUCUUUACGAGCUCGUCCAAUACGCCGGCAACAUCGUGCCUCGGCUCUACCUCAUGAUCACCGUUGGCACUGCCUACAUGUCCAUCGAAGGGGCACCGGUCAAGGAGCUGAUGAAGGACAUGAUGGACAUGAGCAGAGGCGUCCAACAUCCCAUAAGAGGUCUAUUCCUGAGGUACUACUUAUCUGGCCAGGCUAGGGACUACCUGCCAUCAGGGGAAGGAGAUGGCCCUGAAGGCAACCUACAAGACUCGAUCAACUUCAUCCUUACAAACUUUGUUGAGAUGAACAAGUUGUGGGUGCGCUUGCAGCAUCAAGGCCACUCCAGGGAGCGUGACUUGCGGACGCAGGAGCGCAAAGAGCUCCAGCUGCUCGUCGGCAGCAACAUCGUGCGCCUGAGCCAACUGGUGGAUCUAGAAGCCUACAAGAACGGGAUCCUCGGUCCUCUCCUGGAGCAGGUCGUACAAUGCCGUGACGUGCUCGCUCAGGAGUACCUGCUCGAAGUGAUUACGCAGGUCUUCCCAGACGAGUACCACCUCCACACUCUCGACCAGUUCCUCGCAGCCGUCUCACGCCUGAACCCACACGUCAAUGUCAAGGCCAUCGUCAUUGGUCUGAUGGACAGGCUGUCGGACUAUGCAGAACGAGAGGCACAGGACGAGACCACGGACGACAGGGCGAAAAUCGAGCAGGAAGCCUUGGUGCAACUCUUGGAAAAGGCUCAGCUUGGAUACGAGGAACCACAGCCUGUGCAGCAGCCCCCUGACAAGCCCGAGCAACCAGCAGCAGGCGAGAACGGCGACAGUCACGGGGACGAGGCUGCUUCAGCGACCGAGACUGUCGCUGGAGAAUCAGAGCCUGCGGCCUCAGUAGCAGAGACCGACGCCACAGCUGUGAACGGAGAGGAGCCAGGAUCACCGGUGAAGCAUCGCGGCAUCCCAGAAAAUGUUGCACUCUACGACAUCUUCUUCGGGCAGGUACAACACCUCGUUGAGGCCCAACGCCUGCCUAUACAGGAUACCAUCGCGCUGCUGGUCUCGCUCACAAAUCUUGCCCUCAACAUCUACCCCGAACGACUAGACUACGUUGAUCAGGUCCUGGACUACGCCAACGCAAAAGUACACGAGCACGCCAAUAGCGCCGACCUCCACUCUCCUGUCGCCCAACAAAGCCUGCUCGCUCUACUCCAGGCACCGCUGAAACGAUAUGUCUCCAUCUUCACCGCCUUAUCUCUGCCUUUCUACGUGCCGCUCUUUCAAUCCCAGACAUAUCCUACCAGGCGUGCGGUUGCUGGUGAAGUCGCGCGCACCCUCCUCAAGAAUCAUACCCCCAAUAUCCACGACCGCGCACCUGGAGAAUCGCGCGCCCGCGCCAUGGAGACGGACGAGACUAUGGAGGAGCAAGGCUGGCUGGCUCGGCUGGUACAUCUGCUCCAGGGCGAGGACAAUGACACCCAGUUCAAGUUGCUGCAAAUGACGCGCAAGGCAUACGCAGAAGGCAACGAGCGCAUCCGCACCACAACACCGCCUCUCAUCACCGCAGGCAUGAAGCUGGCCCGGCGCUACAAGAAACGCGAACACUACGAAGACAACUGGUCCACCCAGUCGUCGGCGCUGUACAAGUUCAUGCAUUCCGCCCUCUCCCAACUUUAUACCCGUGUCAACGGUGCUGGUGCCUCGGAGCUUGCCCUGCGCCUGUUUUGCGCUUGCGGGCAGACGGCCGACCAGACAGGUCAUGAGGAGGUGGCGUAUGAGUUCUUCGCGCAGGCUUUCACUGUCUAUGAGGAGGCAGUUAGUGACUCCAAAGCACAGUUCCAGGCCGUGUGCGUGAUCUCUAGUGCCUUGCACACCACGCGCAACUUCGGAAAGGAGAAUUACGAUACACUCAUCACCAAGUGUGCUCAACACGCCAGCAAAUUGUUGAGAAAGCCGGAUCAGUGUCGUGCGGUGUAUCUGGCAAGCCACCUUUGGUGGGCCACGCCGAUCCCUGGAAAUGGCGAGGAGGAUGGAAAGGAUCUCUACCGUGACGGCAAGCGGGUUUUAGAGUGCCUGCAACGUGCACUCCGUGUCGCCGACUCGUGCAUGGAGACGGCCACUUCCAUCGAGCUCUUUGUUGAGAUCCUCGACAGAUAUGUCUACUACUUUGACCAACAUAAUGAGUCGGUUACCACCAAAUAUCUGAACGGGCUGAUCGAGCUCAUCCACUCGAACCUCGCAGGUAAUCAACAAGAUUCCGCGUCGAUCGAGAACAGCAAGAAGCAUUUCUUCCACACGCUCGAAAUUAUCAAGAGCAAGGAGUACGAGGGGGUGGUUCUGACUCCAAAAUAA
Messenger RNA from Diaporthe citri, 3606 nucleotides. RefSeq lists its product as uncharacterized. The transcript is spliced from 6 exons. The record is from RefSeq and is a predicted model, not a curated record. NCBI's taxonomy places the organism in Eukaryota, Fungi, Ascomycota, Sordariomycetes, Diaporthales, Diaporthaceae. Gene Ontology annotation, cellular component: retromer, cargo-selective complex; late endosome; retromer complex. Gene Ontology annotation, biological process: retrograde transport, endosome to Golgi; intracellular protein transport. The coding region runs from base 1 to 3606 and encodes 1201 amino acids.